AUGAAGAUGUGGUCUGGUGCGGCGUUGCUGGGCUUAGCCGCCCUAGCGGCAACCUCGCAAGUUCUUCCACGCAACUGGGACGCUAACGACUACUAUGUCCUCCAUCUCGACGCCAACACAUCCCCCCACGAGGUUGCCCGGAGUCUGGGGCUCGCGCACGAAGGGCCCCUCGGCGAGCUACGACACCAUCAUAUUUUUACGGCGAAACGAACCGAGCACGAUGUGGUGAAGCGGGAAUUGGCAUACCGGAAAAAGAGGCGGUCGCUCGGCGAACGAGACGUGCUGGACGGCGUGCUCUUCUCUGAGAAACAGGCCCUGCGAAAGCCAUGGGAGAAGCGCAUCAUCCCCCAACAACGGAAUCCUUUACCGCCAGAUCUCCCCCAUAACCUCCGAUCCACCGACCCGCCUGUGCAGUCGGCCGUUGAUGCGCAGGCCGACCUCAUGCGCAAGCUCGAGAUCAAUGACCCCAUGUUCGCGGAACAGUGGCAUCUCUUCAACACGGUCCAGGUCGGCCACGACGUGAACGUGGGCGACGUAUGGCUGCAAGGGGUCACGGGGAAGAACGCCACGGUGGCAAUUGUGGACGAUGGGCUGGACAUGUACAGCGACGAUCUCAAGGACAACUACUACGCGGCCGGCUCGUACGACUUUAACGAUAAGGUUGACGAACCGCGGCCGCGGCUGCAGGAUGAUAAGCAUGGAACUCGGUGCGCCGGUGAGGUGUCGGCGGUCCGAAACGACGUCUGCGGCGUGGGCGUGGCGUACGACUCCAAGAUCGCCGGGCUGCGUAUCCUGUCCAAGUUGAUCUCCGAUGCGGACGAAGCCGUUGCUAUGAACUACGACUUCCAGCAUAACCAGAUCUACUCGUGCUCGUGGGGUCCGCCAGACGAUGGCAAGAGCAUGGAUGCGCCUGGAAUUCUCAUCCGCCGCGCCAUGCUCAACGCCGUGCAGAACGGCCGCGGUGGACUGGGCUCCAUCUACGUCUUCGCCAGCGGCAAUGGCGCCCAAAACGAGGAUAACUGCAAUUUCGACGGGUACACCAACAGCAUCUACAGCAUCACCGUCGGCGCUAUCGACCGCAAGGGGCUGCACCCGUACUACUCGGAGAAGUGCUCCGCGGGCCUGGUGGUCACCUACUCGAGCGGCAGUAGCGAUGCCAUUCACACGACUGACGUCGGCCAGAACGCCUGUUCCAACAGCCAUGGCGGCACCUCGGCGGCUGCCCCGCUGGCCGCGGGCAUCUUCGCCUUGGUCCUCCAAGUGCGCCCGGAUCUGUCGUGGCGUGAUAUGCAGUACCUCGCCAUGGACACAGCCUUGCCUGUGAACAUGGACACGGGCGAUUACCAGACCACCACAAUCGGCAAGAAAUUCAGCCACACCUACGGGUACGGCAAAUUGGACAGCUCCGCCAUCGUCAAGGCCGCCAGGUCGUGGAAGAAGGUCAAGCCGCAGGCCUGGUACUACAGUCCCUGGAUCCACGUCAACGAGGAUAUCCCCCAGGGCGACCAGGGCAUCGCCGUCGGCUUCGAGGUCACCAAGGACAUGCUCAAGGAUGCCAACCUCGCGCGCCUCGAGCACAUUACUGUGACCAUGAAUGUUGCGCACGGUCGCCGCGGUGAUAUCAGCGUGGACCUGAUCAGCCCUAGCAAGGUUGUCAGUCACCUGUCUGUCACGCGCAAGUAUGAUGAAUCGACUGAGGGGUACGAUGACUGGACGUUCAUGAGUGUCGCUCACUGGGGCGAACUCGGCACCGGCACGUGGACCAUCGUCGUCAAGGACACCAACAUCAACGAAUUCAGCGGCCGUUUCGUCGACUGGCACCUCAAGCUCUGGGGUGAGAGCCUCGAUGCCUCCAAGGCUGUUCUCCUGCCCAUGCCCACCGAAGAAGACGACAACGACCACGCCGUCGUCCCUACCACCACCCUCAAGGCCUCCACCACCUCUGUCCCUCUCCCAGGCGGCACCAGCCCGGCUGAUGCCGAUACCACCGAUCACCCCAACCGCCCCGUCAACGCCAAACCCACAGGCACCGGUACCCCCGUCCCACCGGAGGCCGAGGAAUCCGCGACCGCCCCGGCGAGCACCGACAAACCCUCCACCUGGCUGCCCUCGUUCCUCCCUACUUUCGGCGUCUCCGCGGCUACCCAGGCCUGGAUCUACGGCUCGCUAGUGCUGAUCGUCCUCUUCUGUGCCGGACUCGGUGUGUACCUGUACCUCGCCCGGCGCAAGCGGCUCCGGAACAACCCGCGGAACGACUACGAAUUCGAGUUGCUCGACGACGACGAGGACGAUGAUUUCGACGGCGGGGAAGGGUUAGCCGCCUCUGGCCGUGGCGCGAGGGGGUUUGAAGGAGCGGGCGCAGAGAAAUUCGGUGCCGGUGCUGGUGCUGGCGCAGGUGGUGUCGGAGCAGGCGCAGCCGCUGGAGGGAGAAAAGGAAAGAAGAGGACACGAGGCGGGGAGUUGUACAAUGCCUUUGCCGGGGACAGCAGUGACGAGGACGGGCUUGCGGAUGACAAUGACUUUGGUGGUCGGGGGGCAGCCGGUGGUGGUGGUGGUGGUCUCAGUGGAGGGCAAUACCGCGAUGGGUCGUCGGGAUCGGACGGGAGCGGCUCGCCGAUUCGGUUGAGCGAGAAGUUACCUGCUCCUGGGGCUGGUGCUGGUAGUAGGAGGAGAGAUAGUGAUGAGGAGGAUGAGCAUCAUGUUGUAGGGGACAGUGAUGAUGACGAGGAGGAGGAAGAGAGUAGCGAUGAGGAACGGGCGAGGAGGCCGUUGCAUGGGGGGAAUCGGUAG
Dichotomopilus funicola is the source of this 2790-nucleotide messenger RNA. Its product is annotated as peptidase S8/S53 domain-containing protein. Gene Ontology annotation, molecular function: serine-type endopeptidase activity. Gene Ontology annotation, biological process: protein processing. The record is from RefSeq and is a predicted model, not a curated record. NCBI's taxonomy places the organism in Eukaryota, Fungi, Ascomycota, Sordariomycetes, Sordariales, Chaetomiaceae. Gene Ontology annotation, cellular component: trans-Golgi network; Golgi membrane. The transcript is spliced from 2 exons. The coding region runs from base 1 to 2790 and encodes 929 amino acids.